UCGGUGUUUAUUCAGUAUGGGAGUUGAAGUUAAUACUCUUAAAGCUGGAGACGGGGUAAAUUUUCCAAAGAAUGGUCAGAAAGUCACUGUGCAUUAUGUAGGCACUUUAACUAAUGGAAACAAGUUUGAUUCUUCACGUGAUCGGGGAAAGCCAUUUCAAUUUACAAUUGGCAAAGGUCAGGUGAUCAGAGGCUGGGACGAAGGUGUUGCUCAGAUGAGUAAAGGACAAACAGCAAUAUUGACAUGUUCUCCAGAUUAUGCCUAUGGUUCCAGAGGCUUUAGCGGAGUGAUUCCUCCAAAUUCAACACUUAUUUUUGAAGUAGAACUCAUCAAUAUCGAAUAAGCUGUAAAUUAUUACUACAUGAAGCUGGAUUUUGAUAACUGCAUGCAUACACAAAAUAAUAGAAUGCCAUCCUGGUUACUAUGUACGUUGUUGCUUUAGUAAAAAAGAAAAUAUUGCUGAUGAAACUAUUGAUUUUAUCAUGAUUUAUUUUUACCAUCCGGAGCUAAAUUUUAUUUGAUAAGUUUAUAAAAUACUUAAUAGUCAAUAGAAUACCAUCUUGGUUAUCAAUUACUGUUGAUUAAUACUCUAAAAAUAUUGAAAUCGAAUAUUUUUCAUACAUAAUGAUAUUAUUACCAUCUGGUGAUAUAUUUUUCUAUGUUAGUUCAUACAUACCAGAAGUCAUAGCAUGCCAUCGUGUUAUCAGUUAGAUUGUAUUUUGCAUACAAUUUUGUCUAUACUAACAAGGUUUAUGUGAUAUGGCCAUAAUGUAAUAUUAACAUUAUCAUGCACAUACAGUAAAUUGAAACAUAAAUUUAUCACAUAAAUGUUGAUAGUGUGGACUUGAACUUGUGCUUUUUAAAGUGUUAUUAUCUGUCGCUGAUUUUUGUUUUAUAAUUUCAUAUAAAUCAAUAGAAUGUCAAGUAGGUUGUUGCUUUAGUAAUAAAAGAAAAUAAAUUAA
Molecule: messenger RNA, 962 nt
Organism: Anneissia japonica
Lineage: Eukaryota; Metazoa; Echinodermata; Crinoidea; Comatulida; Comatulidae
Product: 12 kDa FK506-binding protein-like
Molecular function (GO): peptidyl-prolyl cis-trans isomerase activity
Source: RefSeq, a predicted model, not a curated record